ACCAAAUCCUCUAACAACAAUGCCGUCACCUUUUGAUAAAAUUUCACACCUCCAUACCGAUAACUCUCUCCGCUUCUAUCCACUUGCCCCGUCAUUUCCCCGCCCAUUAUAUAUCUCAGCCUCCCCUUCUUCUCAUCAUACACCUCUACCAACACAAACAAAAUCAUUCUAAACAUGAUGGAUUACGGUACUUAUGGUCACUCUGCACCGACCAAGAAGACAACUCCAGGCUACGAUGUUCCUGAAGGAGUGGACAUUCGAGGCAGAUACGAUGAAGAGUUUGCCAAGAUUCUGACAAAGGAUGCUUUGCAAUUCGUUGCUGAUUUGCAACGUGAGUUUAGACCGAGGAUUCGGUAUGCCAUGGAGUGUCGCAUGGAGGCUAAGAGGAGGUACAAUGGCGGAGGGUUACCAGGGUUUGAUCCUGCUACUGCUUAUAUUAGAGAAAGUGAUUGGAGCUGUGCACCUGUUCCUCCGGCUGUUGCUGAUCGGAGAGUUGAGAUUACUGGACCUGUUGAGAGGAAAAUGGUCAUCAAUGCUCUCAAUUCUGGUGCUAAAGUUUUCAUGGCUGACUUUGAAGAUGCACUGGCACCAACCUGGGAAAAUCUGAUAAGAGGACAAGUUAAUUUAAGGGAUGCUGUUAAUGGAACUAUAAGCUUCCAUGACAAGGCAAGAAACAGAGUUUAUAAGCUUAAUGAUCAGAUAGCAAAGCUUUUUGUUCGUCCGAGAGGCUGGCAUCUACCGGAGGCUCACAUUUUAAUCGAUGGUCAGCCUGCAACUGGUUGCCUUGUGGAUUUUGGCCUUUACUUUUACCAUAACUAUGCAGCUUUCCGCCGGGGCCAAGGCGCUGGCUAUGGACCGUUCUUCUAUCUUCCCAAAAUGGAGCACUCAAGGGAAGCUAAGAUGUGGAACUGUGUAUUUGAGAAGGCAGAGAAGAUGGCCGGAAUUGAAAGAGGAAGCAUUAGGGCUACUGUUCUGAUCGAAACGCUUCCCGCUGUGUUUCAAAUGAAUGAAAUCCUGUAUGAGCUGAGGGAUCACUCGGUUGGGUUGAAUUGUGGAAGAUGGGACUAUAUUUUUAGCUAUGUUAAGACAUUCCAGGCUCACCCUGACCGUCUGCUGCCUGACAGAGUUCAGGUUGGCAUGACUCAGCACUUCAUGAGGAGUUACUCUGAUCUCCUCAUUUCGACAUGCCAUAGGCGCGGUGUUCACGCCAUGGGAGGCAUGGCAGCUCAAAUUCUGAUCAGAGAUGAUCGAGCAGCGAACGAUGCAGCUCUAGAACUAGUUAAAAAGGACAAGCUGAGAGAAGUGAAAGCCGGACACGACGGAACAUGGGCAGCACACCCUGGACUAAUCCCAGCAUGCAUGGAAGUAUUCACAAACAACAUGGGAAACGCCCCACACCAAAUCCAAUCCAUGAAACGACAAGACGCUGCAAAUCUAACCGAAGACGACCUAAUCCAAAGGCCGCGAGGACAUCGCACACUCGAAGGCCUCCGUCUAAACACUCGAGUCGGAAUUCAGUACUUAGCAGCAUGGCUGACAGGAACAGGCUCAGUGCCACUUUACAAUCUGAUGGAAGAUGCAGCAACUGCUGAGAUUAGCAGAGUUCAGAACUGGCAGUGGCUCAAAUACGGAGUCGAGUUGGACGGAGACGGAUUAGGAGUGAAAGUGACAACCGAGCUGUUCGGUAGAGUUGUCGAAGAUGAAAUGGCUAGGAUUGAAAAAGAAGUUGGGAAAGAAAAAUUCAAGAAAGGAAUGUACAAGGAAGCUUGCAAGAUGUUUACAAGGCAAUGCACAGCAGCAACUCUGGAUGAUUUUCUCACUUUGGAUGCUUAUAAUAAUAUUGUCAUCCAUUAUCCUAAGGCAUCAUCUAGGCUUUGAAGAGCUAUCAAAUUUCAUUGCUUUUUUCUGUUACUAUGGUAUUAUGCAUUGUGUUUGUGUAAUAAUAUGCUUUUAAUGAAUAAUAAUUUAUUUGUGGCUCUGCUGUUUGUUCAUGAAAGUUGAGAAAAAUAAAAGAAUUUUGAAGGUUG
This is a messenger RNA of Mercurialis annua (annual mercury), 2027 nucleotides long. Its product is annotated as malate synthase, glyoxysomal. The transcript is spliced from 4 exons. The record is from RefSeq and is a predicted model, not a curated record. Gene Ontology annotation, molecular function: malate synthase activity. Lineage: Eukaryota; Viridiplantae; Streptophyta; Magnoliopsida; Malpighiales; Euphorbiaceae. Gene Ontology annotation, biological process: glyoxylate cycle. Gene Ontology annotation, cellular component: cytoplasm. Bases 175 to 1878 code for a protein of 567 amino acids.